UCAUGGGCUACAUGUACUCCGCCAUCUCGGCUCCCAUGUUGUGUACAUUGAACGAAACAUAGAGGCAGAGAGAAAGGGAGAAGGAAUAUGUACAUCCGAUCAGAGUAUCAAACUACUCAGUUACACCACAACCGCUUAGCAGCUUUCGUUCAUGCAUCUGGCAUUAUUUUUCCUUUGGGUGUUAAAGAGGUUUGGUGGUGUCAUGGACUCAUGUGAGCCUUUAUGAUUAAUGGAUGUUUGGUGGGCUCAUGUGUAACAUGAUCACAUUGUGUUGUUAGACCAACUCACACUUCCACAAUUAUUCUGAUUACUAAUCAGCCUUGGCACGAUUAUUUUUGAAUGCGAGAGAGAGGGGUGGGUAGAUCUAAUUUGGUGGCUUGUGGAAAGGGGUUUAUAAGGAGUUGUGCCUCCCUCUGCUUAAGCAGCUUCUCUUUGCAUACAAGAGGUUGCCUCCAUCUCUUCUCUAGUAGUACUCCCCUCAAGAUCUUCCUGAAAUUCUUGAGAUCUGAUUAGACAGUAAGCUGACGAGAUGGUGAAGAUCUGUUGCAUUGGAGCUGGCUAUGUUGGUGGCCCAACAAUGGCCGUCAUUGCCCUCAAGUGCCCGGAUAUUGAGGUUGUUGUUGUUGACAUAUCCAAGCCUCGCAUUGAAGCAUGGAACAGUGACCAACUCCCGAUCUACGAGCCUGGCCUCGAUGACGUCGUGAAACAGUGCAGGGGAAGGAACCUCUUCUUCAGCACUGAUGUUGAGAAACAUGUUGCUGAGGCAGACAUUAUCUUCGUCUCGGUGAACACUCCCACCAAGACCCGUGGGCUUGGAGCAGGCAAGGCUGCCGACCUCACGUACUGGGAGAGUGCUGCUCGUAUGAUUGCUGAUGUCUCCAAGUCCGACAAGAUUGUCGUUGAGAAGUCUACGGUCCCUGUCAAGACAGCAGAGGCUAUUGAAAAGAUUUUGACUCACAACAGCAAGGGCAUCAACUACCAGAUUCUCUCAAACCCAGAGUUCCUUGCAGAGGGCACUGCGAUUGAGGACCUGUUCAAGCCUGACAGAGUGCUCAUCGGUGGCCGGGAGAACCCUGAGGGCAGGAAGGCUGUUCAGGCUCUCAAGGAUGUGUAUGCUCACUGGGUUCCUGAGGACAGGAUCCUCACCACCAACCUGUGGUCUGCUGAGCUCUCCAAGCUCGCCGCGAAUGCAUUCUUGGCGCAGAGGAUCUCCUCUGUGAAUGCCAUCUCUGCACUCUGCGAGGCCACUGGUGCCAAUGUAUCUGAGGUUGCCUAUGCCGUUGGGAAGGACUCAAGGAUUGGCCCCAAGUUCUUGAACGCCAGUGUUGGCUUUGGUGGGUCCUGCUUCCAGAAGGACAUCUUGAACCUGGUGUACAUCUGUGAGUGCAAUGGCCUCCCCGAGGUGGCCAACUACUGGAAGCAGGUCAUCAAGAUCAACGACUACCAGAAGAGCCGGUUUGUCAACCGUGUUGUGUCCUCCAUGUUCAACACUGUUGCUGGCAAGAAGAUCGCCGUUCUUGGUUUUGCCUUCAAGAAAGACACCGGUGACACCAGGGAGACCCCGGCGAUUGAUGUAUGCAAGGGCCUGCUGGGUGACAAGGCUCAGAUCAGCAUCUAUGAUCCCCAGGUCACUGAGGAUCAAAUCCAGCGGGACCUCGCCAUGAACAAGUUCGACUGGGACCACCCGAUGCACCUGCAGCCGACAAGCCCCACUGCUGUGAAGCAGGUGAGAGUGGUCUGGGAUGCAUACGAGGCCACCAAGGGUGCCCAUGGCCUCUGCAUCCUCACCGAGUGGGACGAGUUCAAGACCUUGGACUACCAUAAGAUCUUCGACCAAAUGCAGAAGCCAGCCUUUGUCUUCGACGGGCGCAACAUCAUUGACGCCGAGAAGCUCAGGGAGAUUGGCUUCAUCGUCUACUCCAUUGGCAAGCCGCUUGAUGCAUGGCUCAAGGACAUGCCCGCGGUUGCUUAAUCCUCCAUAUUCUCAUCAGACUAAUGCCACUGGAGCCGCAGGAAUUCUAUCAGGAAGAGGAAUUGGUUGACCAUUCUUUAUAGUCUGUUUUAGCUCCAGGCACUAUGAUUUUCUCUUAGGCAUAAGAAAUGUACGAUGUUAGUAUCUCUGUUUCGCAGUAUCUGUUUUCAUGUUCACAAUAUCUGUAGCCCAGUGGCUUGAUGUAUUUAUCUUCAUCCAUCCUUGUUUUUCCCAUUUA
This is a messenger RNA of Phragmites australis (common reed), 2210 nucleotides long. RefSeq names its product UDP-glucose 6-dehydrogenase 4-like. Bases 530 to 1972 code for a protein of 480 amino acids. Gene Ontology annotation, molecular function: NAD binding; UDP-glucose 6-dehydrogenase activity. Gene Ontology annotation, cellular component: cytosol; nucleus. NCBI's taxonomy places the organism in Eukaryota, Viridiplantae, Streptophyta, Magnoliopsida, Poales, Poaceae. The record is from RefSeq and is a predicted model, not a curated record. The transcript has 2 exons. Gene Ontology annotation, biological process: glycosaminoglycan biosynthetic process.